This is a messenger RNA of Pseudozyma hubeiensis SY62, 561 nucleotides long. RefSeq names its product ubiquitin-conjugating enzyme. Gene Ontology annotation, cellular component: nucleus. NCBI's taxonomy places the organism in Eukaryota, Fungi, Basidiomycota, Ustilaginomycetes, Ustilaginales, Ustilaginaceae. Gene Ontology annotation, biological process: protein polyubiquitination; ubiquitin-dependent protein catabolic process. The coding region runs from base 1 to 561 and encodes 186 amino acids. The transcript is spliced from 3 exons. The record is from RefSeq and is a predicted model, not a curated record. Gene Ontology annotation, molecular function: ubiquitin conjugating enzyme activity.
AUGACGUCUCCAAAGCGUCGUAUCGAGACGGACGUCAUGAAGCUCCUCAUGUCGGACUACGAGAUUACACUCAUCAACGAUAGCAUGCAGGAGUUCUACGUUCGUUUCCAUGGACCACAAGAAACGCCUUUCGCCGGUGGUGUAUGGAAGAUCCACGUCGAACUCCCAGACCAGUAUCCGUACAAAUCGCCCUCGAUCGGCUUCAUGAACAAGAUCUUCCAUCCCAACAUCGACGAACUCUCAGGCUCCGUCUGUCUCGACGUCAUCAACCAAACGUGGUCACCCAUGUUCGACUGCAUCAACAUCUUUGAAGUCUUCCUACCGCAGUUGCUGCGCUAUCCGAACCCGACCGAUCCACUCAACGGAGAGGCAGCAGCGUUGUUGAUGAGGGAACCAAAGACGUACGAGGCCAGGGUGAAGGAUUACGUACAGCGAUUCGCGACCCGGGAAGCGGCCAACGCAGCGGGCGAGGAAGAGGAUGAGGACGAGGACGAGGAGGACGAGAUGUCCGAUGUCGGAAGCUUUAGCGAUCACGAACCGAUGGGUGAUAUGGAGAUGUGA